This is a messenger RNA of Nerophis lumbriciformis (worm pipefish), 1026 nucleotides long. Lineage: Eukaryota; Metazoa; Chordata; Actinopteri; Syngnathiformes; Syngnathidae. The record is from RefSeq and is a predicted model, not a curated record.
AUGAGACAAAGGAUUAAUAAAAAGGAUGCAUCAACCUCCUCUUGGGCAGGAGCCAAAGUCCAAAAGAACAAGACUGAGUCUCGGUGGAAGAAAAGUAGCUUAAUUGCCCUGUGUGUCAUCCUCAUUUUGGUGCCUUUCACACUAAUGGUGGGAUGGGAAUUAUUCCAGCACUUUGUUUACAAGCUUAGAAUCAAGGUUCCAUUUUUUGUUGAUCUCAGACAACCUGUUGAUUUCUCCCAAAAUCACACGAUUAACAUGUACUUAACACCAGAGGAAGGAAUCUCUCUUGGUGUAUGGCACACAGUUCCUCAAACUCAAUGGAGGGAAGCACAAGGCAAGGACUUGGAAUGGUACGAAAGCACAUUAAAUGAUGGAAGUCCAGUAUUUAUUUAUCUACAUGGGAACACGGGCACAAGGGCAGCCCCUCAUCGGGUGGGAGUUGCAAAAGUAUUGAGUGCCCUCGGGUACCAUGUGUUGGUGCCUGACUACAGAGGUUUUGGAGACUCAAGCGGUGAGCCAACGGAAGCUGGACUCACUACGGAUGCCAUACAUUUGUACAAAUGGGUCAAAGAACGCAGUGGAAGCAGCCUGGUGGUCUUCUGGGGACAUUCCCUUGGCACUGGAGUGUCCACUAACACUGCGGUCAAACUAAUAGAGCAAGGUAUUGGUUUGGAUGGCGUUAUCCUCGAAGGCACCUUUCAUAUGCCCAAACAGAAACUACCAAGUCAUGUGUUUUCUUGGUAUUACUGGAAAUUCCCUGGCUGGGGAUACUUUUUUCCACAACCGUGGGCUGAAAAUAAAGUAAUCUUUCCCACGGAGAACAAUUUAAGAAAAAUUAAAAGCCCACUACUUUUCCUUCACGCGGAAGAUGAUCCCGUUCCAAUUCAGAAUGUUCGGGAAUUGUACCAGGUAGCGGUGAGAACUCAGAAUGCAGAACGAGUCAGGUUUGUGUCCUUUGAAGGUUCUUUAGGGUAUUUGCACAAUGGAAUGUACAAAGACCCCCGUCUGCCAGACAUCAUAAAGUAA